CUUCUCUCUCAUUUUUCCAUUGCAUUUUACGUACCAUUUUUUAUUAUUCAUAUAUUCCAACACAAAAAGCACAAAAAACAUAAGCAACCUACAAAUAACCUAUACAAAAAACACCAAAAUGUAUAACUCGUUACCAAGCCGCAGCGCUUCCAAAGCCAGCUACACUGACCUAAAAACACCCAUGGACACAGACGGUUCGGGGACGCUUAUCCGGAAACUGUGGCAUAUGCGCAAGCCACGAAACAUCUCUAGCUGCACGGACCCCUUUUCAGCAUCCCUCAUGUCGACAACAAAGCCGCUGGUCAUCACGCGGGUAGACCAGCCAUGGAUCCGGCCGAUAGAUCUUCGGGCAGGACUGGAUAUUGGCGAAAUAAUACGCCUAAAAGACGAGCAUAUGAUGGACUCCCCGCGCUCACCGAUGCCGCCCGCUUCGCCCCAAAGCAUAAUGUCUGGGUUUUCCAUGCGCACGGCCGUUAACCGCAAUAGCGUGGGGAUGGAAUGCAUGACAGAUUCGCUGGGGCCGCCGUGCAGCCCGUCUAUAGACACCUUUAGGCAGACGGCCAGUCCCCAGGCGCGCAACAGCAUGACCAACGAUUCGUUUGGGAAGCGCAAACUGCGCCAUGACUACUUUCGUGUGGCCACGAUGGAUGGUAAACCAACCAUACGCAACACCUACACCUGCCCUAUUGCGCUGUGCCGGGCCUCCUUUGAGCACUUUGAGCACUUGCAGGCGCACUGGAAUGAGCACCCGUGGAACCGUGGUGGUAUAUUAACACCCGUUUGCGACGGAGGUGUGCGCCGGUUGGGGUGGUGGGAGCAUAAGAAAAAGUUCUUCGCAUCUUUGGUGCAAGGACUCAGCGCGCCAGAGUUUCCCGAGACUGCAGAGGGUGGGCAGAGAAAAGUGCCGAGGAGGUCGAGGAGCAUUGAUGAGGUGUGUCGGUCAGACUAUGGCGAUAUUAGACUGUUUGGAAAAAGAACAUACCAUGUGUCGCCGCGGGUCGUGCCCAUGUGGCAGGUCACCCAGUGGGAGAACCAAAGGGAUGCCUAAUAGCUCCUUUCUCAAGAACAUUUUUGCUAUAUAUUUACCA
This is a messenger RNA of Kickxella alabastrina, 1088 nucleotides long. RefSeq lists its product as uncharacterized. The transcript has a single exon. Bases 119 to 1048 code for a protein of 309 amino acids. The record is from RefSeq and is a predicted model, not a curated record. NCBI's taxonomy places the organism in Eukaryota, Fungi, Kickxellomycota, Kickxellomycetes, Kickxellales, Kickxellaceae.